This is a messenger RNA of Dromaius novaehollandiae (emu), 4854 nucleotides long. RefSeq names its product potassium channel regulator (gene KCNRG). The record is from RefSeq and is a predicted model, not a curated record. Lineage: Eukaryota; Metazoa; Chordata; Aves; Casuariiformes; Dromaiidae. The coding region runs from base 264 to 1094 and encodes 276 amino acids. Gene Ontology annotation, biological process: protein homooligomerization; negative regulation of delayed rectifier potassium channel activity. Gene Ontology annotation, molecular function: protein binding. The transcript is spliced from 2 exons. Gene Ontology annotation, cellular component: endoplasmic reticulum.
AACUGUCUUCCAGUAGAACUGGAAGUUGUUCAUGUCAAAAAUAAAACACUGAAUUCCAAGAAUCAAAGUUUCCAAGCAACCAAGCUCUGCAAACAAAGCUAUUGUACAUGGUAUUUACAUCUUUGUUGCCUGGGAAUCCUCUUGCUGCUCUAUGCCUCACCUCAAACACUUGCUAUGCAGCUGCAGAUGGCUUGCAGUUUAGGAAGAGUAAAGUCACAAACACGUAAGCAGCGUGUUAUAAUUCUUGACUGGUUGAGGUGACAAUGAGUAAUCGAGAGGUGGUUGUUCUGAGUGUGGGAGGGGUGAUAUUUGUAACCUGGGCUUCUACUUUGCAGCAGUUCCCCGAGUCCAGGUUAGCACGGAUGUUGAACGAUGAAGACCGUGAAUUUAAACAGGUGAAUGGGGAGUUUUUUGUGGACAGAGAUGGAAAUUUGUUUACUUACAUCUUGGACUUCUUGAGGACUCUUCAGGUCUCUUUACCCACUGAUUUUUCAGACUAUCAGAGGCUGCAAAGAGAAGCAGAAUUCUAUGAGCUCUACUCUCUGGCUGACCUCCUGAGCCAGGAACACUUGCUGAAGCCGAGGCUGGAGAUCUUGGAAGUGCGUUUUCUUCUCCAGGAAAUGCAAGCCUUUUUCCGGAUCUUUGGUUCCUGCAGUGGCACUGUGGAGGCUCUUGCUGAACAGAUCACUGUGUUUACAAGCCAGCAGUCAGGACAGAGCUGGAAUAGCCCUUUUCCUUCUCAGAAGCCACUCAUUCCGCUUCCUUUGGAAAGACCUUCUCAUCAUGAUAUGGUUUUUCAGUGUGGUACUGACUACUCUGCUGGUGACCAGUUUGUGGCCAGGUAUGUUUCCAUAAAGCCUGAUGAUAGAAAGCUGAUUAAUGGUACUAAUGUGCUAGGCCUGCUGGUUGACACUUUACUAAAAGAUGGAUUUCGCCUCAUAAGCACCAGAACAGUCUCCAGUGAAGAAAAAGUUGAAUGCUACAGUUUUGAAAGGAGGAGGCGGCCAGCAGGCCUUACCAUCACUGUGAACCAAAGCCCAGGGAGUUCUGGGAUGGCACAGGCAAAGAGGAGUCAAAUGCAUAAAGGGAAAUAAAGCUUCUUCCUUUAAUCUUUGAAGGUGAAGAGGGUUAUGCCAACACUACUAACCUAUUUUUUGUUUGUUUGUUUGAAACUGCAGUUAUGGAGGGAAACAAACUAUCUUCUAUGUAUUCAGAGGAAAAAAAAAAAAAACCCAAACUUUUCCUGCCUUUUGCUGCUCCACCCUCUUCAAUUCUAAAUGGAAGAGCCACAAAUGCAAUAUUGUGUUUGUGGACCGGAUUCUGGUAUUUUGAAGGGUGGUUUUUAUUUUUUGUCUGUGGCUAAAAUUUAUAUUAAGACUCUCCAAAGAAGAACCAUGUUAGAGUAAUGACAUUCCUUCCAGAAAAUCAUUUUUGUGUUCUCUGCUAAUAUGUAAUUAGACUUUAAAUAUGAUAACAUCAGGAGAAGUAAGUACACAACUCUCUCAUCCUGACAGUUUGAAGAAGUGAUUGGAGGAGGAAUGCAAAUCUGGAUGGUUGCAUAUUGUUUCUACUUGUGAAAGAAUACAUACACAGACAAUUGUCUUGCAAAUAGUUGCAAGUAAUAUAACAGAAACAUCACAAGUUGUAUUGCUCUGUGACUUGUGACAUGAGAAAGUGGCUUUGGGAAGCCACCAUUGGUGUUCAUGAAAUAAUCUAUUAUGAUCCCUUGCAGAAUACCUUCCUCCCCUCCAAAGGCAUUAAGCUACUCUUCAGUACUGAGAAUUCAAUGAUAAAAGGGUAUUUUAAAAAAAUACUUGCUAACGAAUAAAAUACUUGCUAAUGAAUGCUCUGUUAAUUUUUAGAACCUUAACUAUAAAAAGAAUGAAAACAUGAUAAACAGUCCUUCAGUUGGAAGACUUAGUACAAAGAAUUUUUUAAUGCUUGUAAAGUGGAAGGCAUAUUUAGGAGGAAGUCAAGGCAGAAGUGGCUUUAAAAGUCUUAGCAAUGUUAUCCCUGAACAAUGCUGUGUAGACACCAAAAUAGCUCGGGUGCCAGAAGAGGUAAGUUAAUGAAGCUUUAUCAAUUAAGAAUCUUUCUUCCUCCCUUCUAGGCAAGGAAGGAAGGUAGUGAUAACCUCAAGGAUUUAUUACUUGGGUUUUUUCUUGAUAAAUACUGAUUUUUUUUUUCCAGUUGCAAGCAGAUGAGUACAGCUUCUUUGGACUUUCUUGGCCAACUAAUUAGAUCUAGUAUUUAGUUAGCUUUAAAGUUUGACUUUAUUACUUUGUUUGCGUUACUUAAAAAUGGAUGAGGGUGGUGGGAAUCACUCUUCUGUUUUUGCCCUGAGAAUUUCCAGUGACUUUCUGCAGACCAGACUGCUAGUGCCACUAUCAGGCUCCUAUUUUCUCUUACUGCCAGUGUAAUGCACUUUACCUUGACCAGAUUCAGAAGUUAACCAGCAACGAUUGGGUUCUCUGCUUCUAGAGCUUUCUGGGUUAAGGAUAAUGUGAUUAUGGGACUACAUCUGCUAAGGUGCUUGCAGGUUAUAUAAUGUAGGAAAUAUUGUGGAAUGUAAGCAUGGAUGCUUUUAAGUUCAAACAGGAUUUUUUUUGUCAAUAAUGUCAAUAUGUUAAUAGCUUGAGUGUGGGCCUUUUGUUAGACUUUGGCUUAUUUUCUUUAAUUUGUCUUAGCAACAGUUGUAUUAAUGCACUGGUUGGUCUGGACUAAACACAGCUCACUUGUUUCCAGGCUGUAAGAUAGCUUUGGUAUCUGUGCAGCAUUACAUUCUCUGUAAUGCAUUCAACAUAUCUUUACCCAGAACAGCAAGGAAUCAUGACUCGUCUCUUCCAAAAAUUAGAGUGGCUGUAGGGCUGCUUUCACGUUGCACUGACUUGUCCUGAAAUCCCGAGUCCACUACAGGUGCCGACUGGACCAUUCUACCCUGUGAUGAACGUUUGUCCAUAUCAAAAUGAAUAUGAUGGUGGACUCUGUGCUGGGGCUGCUGAUGGCAGCUUUAGGGUGAUGCAGCAGACCAGCUGUGUGACACAAGCGUCGCAACACAUUGCUCUGUUACAAAGACAACACUACCUGUUUGCUAAGCAAUCAGCUCAUUUUGAAGUACAUUUACUGACUUGCCAAAAAAGUUCCCAUUCCUCAAAUCUAAAUAAAACCGAGACCAAUAAUUGUGAGUAUUGAAUGAAUCAGUGGCUUUGGUAUUUUUAGAAAAGAGACUAACCAACAAUGGCGAGAAACACAAGAUGAAAGUGAAAACUUUUCUGGGAAGGAGGAAAGAAAAUGGACUUGAGCCUGUAUUUAAAUGUUAUGAUUUAAAUGAUCACUGACAGCAGCAUAAACCAGCUUCAUAACCCUUUGUAAUAGCAAAUGUUGUUUCACUCACUGCAGAAGUAGUGGGUUUAUUUUAAUUGCUGUAGCAGUCACUUUGAAAAUUCAAUUUGAGAUUUUUUUUUUAAUAAGGUGGAUGAAAAAAAUCAAAUAUUUGCACUUAGCCCCCCCCCACCUCUGAGUUUCAAUCUAUGUCUUAACUCAUGUUUCAUGGUGCAAAAUGAAUAUUUAGUACAACUAUUUUACUAAGCCAGCUUAUGAUGCACUAGUGAUCAGCUGUUUCUGGUUCCUCUCAUGGGUUCAUUUUUAUUCAUCACAAACAUCAUCCUAUGAACUUAAUAUGUUGGUUGUGGGAAAAUACACCAGUGUAAGUUCCUGUCCUGUAAAGAAGUGUACAUGCUCUGCCUUGAUGUUGCGUGUGAGUACUGUGAGACUGCGUAUUCUGAAAAUGAAGCACAUGAUGAUUGUUGCUAGGGCUGGCUUCCCAAGUCUUUCUAUUAUUUACUUUUACCUAGCAAUGAACUGCAAGUUUUACCUUCUGUCACUUAGGCACCUGCAGGAAACAUGACUAAACUGUUACAAAAUGCUUUUGUUUUUCCAACUAACAGUUGCUGAGGUAAGCUUGAGAGCAUGUGUGUCAAUAACCUGAUGGUUUCUGUCCUGCAGAAACUUAUCAAUAGACUUAAAUGAAGACAAUUUUGUAUUAAGCUGAUUCCUCAAAGGAACGUGCCUUCCCGAAUUUCUUUGCACAGACAGUGAAAACAGCAGUAAUAGAGCUGCGCAUGUUUUAGCACAGGAAUAGCUUUAAGCUGUAAGUUGAUGGCAGUAGUCACUGAGAUGGAGGUGAAAGUGCGUUUAUUUGCUAACAAAUGAAUAUAAAAAUAGCACCAGCUAACAAAGAGGAUCUGCAGUUAGGCUGGUUAGCUACGGCCCUCCACCUUGCAAGAUUUUUUCCAUCAGUGUAAAGUGUUGCUGCAUCAGGGUGACAAUGUUUCUAUGCCCUCUUUGGAGUGGUAUGCAGCAUCUGCCGGCAUUGAGCCAGUUGUUUAGAAGUAGUUGCCAAUGUUAUUACUAUGUCUUCCCUUUGGAGGUCCCAAACAGGCAAUGAGGUAGCAGAGAGCAGGCCCUGCCGUGUAUCACCAACAGGGCAGCUCACACCGGCGCAGUCCCACAGCCGAUACGGCUGUACAAGUAGAAGUGAAUUUGGCCGAUGGAAAGAUUUAUGAAUACUGCUGCCUAUGAAAGGAGGAAACCAGAUUAGCUCUGAGCCCGGGUGAUUUUAAAAGCCUUCAGGUCAGAGACAGAGUAUGUGUUAAGCUAAGCACUUUCUCACAGAAAUCUUGGCAAGUGAGUAAGCAGAUGCAUAUUGCUGGUGACUUGGUGAUGCUUUUGCAUAGGAGAGAACUAGGAACUUUGAUCUCUCACCCCUUUUUCUAUCGUUAUUUUUGGUUAAAUGGGAAUGGGCUUUUGAAACAUUUGGACUCUUUUCUCCAAUUAAAUUGAAAUUUAUGAUCA